AUGUCUUUCCGAGAACUAGGCAACGAGAAGUUCAAAGCCGGCGAGUACAAGGAAGCCGAGCAACUCUAUACCCAAGCGAUCGCUGAACACUCACGCUCCGACCCCAAGGUCUUUACUAACCGAGCCCUCACCCGCAUCCGUCUCCAAGACUGGCCCGGCGCUGAAACCGACGCGCGCAAGGCGAUAGAAUUAUACGGUGUCAAACACAAGAAUGCCGCCAUGAAAUCUCACUAUUAUCUGGCGCAAGCCCUCCUGGCGCAACGUCAUGUCACUGAAGCGCUGGAGGAGGCCAAAACAGCAUAUGCCAUUUGUCUAGAGACACACGACAGCUCUGCAGAGUUGAUCAGCAAUUUCAUUUUGAAAGCGAAGCAAGCGCAAUGGCAGGCUAAAGAGACGGCGCGUUUGCGAGAGAUGAAUGAGACGUUGGCAUUGGUUGAAGACCUGCUGGACGCACAAUUACAGCGAGACCUUGACGCUGUGGAAGAAAGGUUCAAGGCAGGCGAGAUUGGGGACACAGGCCGUCGGGAGGAGAUCGAAGAACUUCAAAGAGAGGCCGAAGUGAGAAGGGCAAAUAUCAGACGGGGCUUUGAGGACAAGGGUAUACCAGAUUCGGCGGAGAGAGUUGUCCCUGACUGGCUCAUUGACCCCAUUACAUUCGAAGUGAUGCACGACCCUGUUGUAACACCCACUGGUGUCUCAUACGAGCGAGUGUCUUUGUUAAAACACAUCAAGGUCGUCGGAACUGACCCCCUCACAAGGCAGCCGCUCAAGCCGGACAACCUGAUACCCAAUGUCGCGCUGAAGAACGCCUGUGCAGAGUUUCUGGAGAAGAACGGUUGGGCCGCUGAUUGGUAG
Molecule: messenger RNA, 855 nt
Organism: Fonsecaea nubica
Lineage: Eukaryota; Fungi; Ascomycota; Eurotiomycetes; Chaetothyriales; Herpotrichiellaceae
Exons: 3
Coding region: 1-855 (284 amino acids)
Biological process (GO): protein quality control for misfolded or incompletely synthesized proteins; proteasome-mediated ubiquitin-dependent protein catabolic process; cellular response to misfolded protein
Cellular component (GO): cytoplasm
Molecular function (GO): protein-folding chaperone binding; ubiquitin protein ligase activity
Source: RefSeq, a predicted model, not a curated record